AUGAGUAAAGAUAACGAAGAUGACAAUACGCUGUAUCAGCUGGAGAAGUUUAUGUCCGAUUAUAGUAGCGAAGGAGAUGACAGCUCGGAGGAAGAAAGAGAGGACUCGAAGGAAAUUGAAAAAAAAAAAGAAUUUUCGCUAGAAAAGAAAGACGAAGAGAAUUUGCAAAAUCGAAUAGCUUUGAUCAAGGACAAGCGCUCACCUAAACUUCUUCAAGGAUGA
This is a messenger RNA of Acaulospora colombiana, 222 nucleotides long. The record is from the annotation of a GenBank genome assembly. Lineage: Eukaryota; Fungi; Glomeromycota; Glomeromycetes; Diversisporales; Acaulosporaceae.